This is a messenger RNA of Rhipicephalus sanguineus (brown dog tick), 1280 nucleotides long. RefSeq lists its product as uncharacterized. The transcript is spliced from 10 exons. The record is from RefSeq and is a predicted model, not a curated record. NCBI's taxonomy places the organism in Eukaryota, Metazoa, Arthropoda, Arachnida, Ixodida, Ixodidae. Gene Ontology annotation, molecular function: protein binding. Bases 580 to 1200 code for a protein of 206 amino acids.
GCGCACUUUCUGUUUCGCGUGUGUUUCUGUUUGCGACGCACGUGCACGCGUGUUUCUCCGUGAGUUAGCCUUCAUUUCUGACAGUACGACAUCUGAGACGGUUUCAUGGGAAGAAGCAAGAAGAAGACAAAUAAGGAGAACAAAUCAAAACCAGGCGCGAGGAAAAGUUCGGAAAACCUCAAAUCAGAAUGCAGCGUCGACGAUCUCUUGUCUCAGAUGGAAAGCUGCGUGAACGAACUGCAGUACGAUCAAGCAAGGGAGUUUGGCGAAAGCGCCUUAAGGAUGGAACCGAACAACCUGAAAGUACUCGACGCCCUUUCCAGUCUACUGCUCGAAAUGGCUGAUCCCGCAAGCGCCCUCGAGCUGUUGCAGAGAAUGGUCCAGUUGGAUCCGGAUGGGGGCUACAGGAAAUAUCUCAGCUUGGGCCAGCUGACAGAUGGCAAGGAGUCAUUGGCACACUAUGCUAAGGGAGUGCAGAUACUGUGCAAACUGCUCCAGGAGCGACAAGGCUUGGCUGCUGCAUCCUGAGGUUACAGUGGGGCUGACCUCAACCGAGCGUUGUCAUCAGCUUAUUGUGCCAUGGCCGAGAUCUAUAUGACUGACUGUUGUGAUGAAGAGGACGCAGAGCAGCAGUGUUCAGAGUUUGUGCAGAAGAGCAUCCAGGCAGACCCCAGCAAUCCCGAAGCCUUCCAAGCCCAGGCCAACUUCCUGCUUGUCAAACAAGAACAUGAGGCAGCAAAAGAGGCCAUGCAGCGAAGCCUUGAUCUGUGGCUACCACAGCACGAGAGGCUGCUACUGGGAGAAGAUGCUGGAAAUAACGACCCUGUGGAUGUUUGUCCCCUAAGUUAUAGCAGCCGAGUAAACGGAGUCAAAGUGCUAAUUGAGCUGGAGAUGCUGGAUGAGGCCAACACUGUUCUCGAUGGUUUGAUUGAAGAAGAUGACGGAGUAGUUGACGUGUGGUACCUGCUCGGGUGGCUGAACUACCUCCGUGGGCGAGAGUACCAGGGAAAUGCACGAUACUACCUUAACAAGGCUCGCGAGGUGGCUCGCAAGGUGCGCUUUGAUGAUGCAGAUGAGCUGGCACACAUUGAGGAGCUCUUGGCCGAGUUAGGGCCAGAGCCCGAGGGAGAAGAUGAGGAUGAGGACAAGGCCAGCUUUGCCAGCGAGAGUGAGGAAGAAGAAGAGGCCAUGGAGGUGUAGGACACUUAGGAAGAAUGUGUGCUUGGAAUGAACUGAUGGUGAAAAGAAAGCGAGCAAUCUUUUAAAUGUGUGCAGGCAGU